Messenger RNA from Racocetra fulgida, 170 nucleotides. Lineage: Eukaryota; Fungi; Glomeromycota; Glomeromycetes; Diversisporales; Gigasporaceae. The record is from the annotation of a GenBank genome assembly.
UGGAAAUGGGACCGAAGCAAGAAAUCGUGUCCAGAUUAUUAAGGGAAAGCCAUAAUCAGUUAGGUCUGAAAGAGCCUAUAGAAGAUGUAGAUGUAUUUGGAAAAGGAAAAGAAGUGCAGCCACAGUUUAAGGAGAGUUCAUAUGACACUUUUUCAGAAUUAGAAAUAUAA